Messenger RNA from Spea bombifrons (plains spadefoot toad), 3314 nucleotides. It is a transcript of the gene CNKSR1, whose product is annotated as connector enhancer of kinase suppressor of Ras 1. The record is from RefSeq and is a predicted model, not a curated record. The transcript has 21 exons. Bases 84 to 2726 code for a protein of 880 amino acids. Gene Ontology annotation, molecular function: protein binding. Lineage: Eukaryota; Metazoa; Chordata; Amphibia; Anura; Pelobatidae.
UGACAGGCGGAGCCUGGCCGCAACUUCCUUCCUGCGACUUACCUGUGUAACGUCACUCAGGUGAACAUCCAGGAAGUGCCUUGAUGGAGCCUGUGACCGACUGGAGUCGGGAGACCGUAUGUGGCUACCUGAGGGGCUUGGACACCUCACUCCAGCAAUAUCCAUUUCAGGAGUGGGAUGUGACUGGGCAUGAUUUGCUCAGCCUUUCCCCCCAACGCCUAGAUGCCCUGGGGGUGAGGAGCAUUGGGCAUCAGGAACUUAUUCUGGAGGCUGUGGAGCAGCUGUGUGCCCUGCACUAUGAGCUGCACUCGGAAAACCUGCGUAGUCUGACUGAGAAGUUAUGUUGCGUGUCUCAGUCGUUGUGUUCACACAUCCUUGGCCUGAGAAAGACCUCCAUGCACUCCCCAUCCACUGCAAUCUCCCCUACUCCAAAACAGCUGGUCUGCAUCAUUGACAUUGUGUCUGCAGCACGGAGCCUUUUCUCCUGGCUCAACAGAUAUCUGUUUGCACGGCUGAAUGAUUACUCUGCGAGUCGAGAUAUAAUCGCUUUGUGCAUGGAACUAGCUGAUAACUUGCAUGAGGACUGGUCUAACCCGAGGAUCGAGAACAGGAUUUUGCUGAUUUGUCAGAAUAUUUGUGGAAUAUGCAAGAGCAUUCUAAGCUUUAGUCCUGAUAGCCUUCUUAACCAGACUGCAACUCUUGAACUUGUACAAAUACACCCUGAGACACCAGACUACAAACUGGGCAUUGACAUUAAAUCCACGUCAUCUGGACAACAUUUCAUUUGUGAGACAGAAGCAGAGUCCCCGGCUGGGCGCUGUGACAAAAUCCUUACAGGAGAUGAAAUAAUUAAAGUGAACGAUCAGAUAGUGGUUGGCUGGACUCGACAAAACUUAGCACAGAAACUAGUGGAAAAUUCAGAUUGUGUGACUCUUGUCCUAAAGAAAGUAUCUGUCCAGUCUCCCUUGCAAUCACCAGUUACCACAGCCUCCAAGAAAAUUCACACUGACACCACUCCUCAGCAAACGUACACAGGCCACACUUUGUCAUAUGGAGACACAGUGGCAACUUCACCAACAAAACGCAGAUCCACCAGUCUUAAUAUAAAAAUUAGAAGCUUUUCCUCAUUUACAACAAGGAGUACACCCUCUACACCCACAGAUUUUGAGGUUUCUAACCUACUACAAACACCUAGUGCUGGAAAUACAAUUCCAGUAAACAUUUCUACAGUCAGUCGAGCGCUCCUUGGUUCUUCCUCCUUGCCAGAAACGCAAACCUCUGUGUGUGAUCAUCUUCAGCUACACAGUAUAUCCAGCCAGCCUUCCUCCAGCCAUCCACAGCCCAUCUGUACAAAUCUGUCUGAUUCCUCUACUGAAAAGGAGCAAGACGUUACGUUACACUCCAUUGUGGAAACCCAGUAUUUAACUAAUUCCCAACACUCCUCACGUCCACGAAGUGGUUCAGUUACUUCACCAACAGCUAGUUCCUCCUCUUCAUCUCCAGCUCCUGUAGUCCUGAGGCAGUCAGUGUCUGACAGUAAUCUGCUCAGUGGCACAAAUCCUGGUUCUCUGCAAAAAGAACUUGACGUUGGAGAAGGUCAUUCUAGGAGUGUAGAGCCAGCAGUGGAAGUCAGUCAUACUAAAAGCCCUGAAACUGUGAAGAUUGGCAAAGGGGUCCAAACUAAAUUGAAAUCAACUGGGUCUCCCCGUUAUCAGAAAGGUGUUGUGACAAAGCUGAGUCGCCGACGUGUGUCCUGCCGGGACUUGGGGGUCCCAGACUGCGAUGGCUGGCUGUGGAAGAGGAAAGAAAAUGCUGGUUUCAUGUCCCAAAAAUGGAAACGCUGCUGGUGUGUCUUGAAAGGAGAACGCCUAUACUGGUACAAUGGUCCACAGGAUGAGAAGGCUUUGGGACUGCUUACUGUUUCCUCGUAUAAACUCGAAAGCACAUGGGAGGCCAAGCCCAAAAAGAAGUAUGAGUUCCAGCUAAGGCAUGCCACAUACAAACCAUUUGUGUUUGCUGCAGACAGUCUGGAUGACAUGAAUAAGUGGGUGACGUGUUUGAUAAAAACACUUCAGAAACACAAAGUUACACUAAGUGCCAAACAAGAGGAAAAAUGUUAUAGUGAGACAGAGGCAGAAGAACAGGAUGAUGAUCAGUCUAAAAUACAAGAAUCGCCACAUCAAUCGCUAAUCCCUCCUUCACCUAUGAGUCUGGGGAUGAAACAAAUGGCUCAGUCGCCGACUAAGAAUGCAAAGACUGACAAACCCUUCGCAUCUCAAGCAGAGGAUGUAUCAACAGGAGCAUGGACAGAUGUGAAAGGGGCUGAUUCAGAUGGUGAUGAAUUAAAACUCAUGAUAUCCUGUUUACAGCAAGGUGGAGUAUCACUCAUUGGUACAAAGACCACUCUGACGCGAGAUGAAUACCGAAAGUCCUUUAUCCGUAGAAACAAAAAUCCAGACAUAAACCAUAAAGCUCACACAUUACGGGUACUGCAAAGCACUCUCAAGGCCAAACUCUUGGAACUUGAUGCACUGAAUCUGAUCCUGGAUAAUCCAAAUCUGAGCUCUUCUAUAUUUCGCCAGUGGAAAGCUGAUCAUGAGCAGCUGUAUGAAACUAUGUGGAGAGGUCCUAGAGCUAGAGGAUCACUGGGGGAUUUUAUAAACAACCUGAAUAAAGAGAGAGGACAAGGGGCUCAAGGGAGGGAUGAGAGUGGGUCAAGUGAUUGAUGUUUUUAGAUGUAUGUAUGCAAUUGUGAAAACAAAUUCAUGAUGCAUAUUAUGUGUAUGUAUUACCUUGUAAGAAGAGUUGUUAAAACAGUGAUGAUAUACUCAAUGCCAGUGGGCUACUUUUAAGUAGAUAAUGUUAUAUGUCGUAUACAAUUGCAGACAGUUUAUACUGUGUAGGAAGACAUGGGGGAUUUGGCAAAGAUCUGAGGCUCUGAAGGGAGUCUUAGAAACGACUCUGCACAUGCUCUCAUUAAAAUACCCAAAAUCAAAGCAUUUUCUUUCAACCCCUUUUCUUUCUAUAUUUGUUUAUAGACUAUUUCCUGUAUAGUUUAAGCCUCCAGCAGUACCUCUGCAUUGUUAAUUUGGAAUAAAUAUGCUUUUGAUUGUAUAACAACAACAACGUUGCACUCCUUUUAAAUGUUAAUACUGGUCACAGUUACUGUCAACCAUACUGGAGAACAAUUAAUUGGCUUCCUUUUUUCCGACAACUGGAGGACCUCACAACAGAUUCUUAAUUCUCGCUUGCCUGGUACCUUUGGUUCUUUGUAUACAUGAUGGUAUUCUAGAAAAAAAACUGUUAAUCCAUGA